Messenger RNA from Lagenorhynchus albirostris (white-beaked dolphin), 4148 nucleotides. It is a transcript of the gene TCF7L2, whose product is annotated as transcription factor 7 like 2. Gene Ontology annotation, molecular function: RNA polymerase II cis-regulatory region sequence-specific DNA binding; DNA-binding transcription factor activity, RNA polymerase II-specific. Lineage: Eukaryota; Metazoa; Chordata; Mammalia; Artiodactyla; Delphinidae. The transcript has 15 exons. The coding region runs from base 497 to 2434 and encodes 645 amino acids. The record is from RefSeq and is a predicted model, not a curated record. Gene Ontology annotation, cellular component: beta-catenin-TCF complex; catenin-TCF7L2 complex. Gene Ontology annotation, biological process: canonical Wnt signaling pathway; regulation of transcription by RNA polymerase II.
CCAGACUACUCCGUUCCUCCGGAUUUCGAUCCCCCUUUUUCUAUCUGUCAAUCAGCGCCGCCUUUGAACUGAAAAGCUCUCAGUCUAACUUCAACUCACUCAAAUCCGAGCGGCACGAGCUCCUCCUGUAUCUUCGGCUUCCCCCCCCUUUGCUCUUUAUAUCUGACUUCUUGUUGUUGUUGGUGUGUGUGUUUUUUUUUACCCCCCUUUUUUUAUUUAUUAUUUUUUUGCACAUUGAUCGGAUCCUUGGGAACGAGAGAAAAAAGAAAUCCAAACUCACGCGUGCAGAAGAUCUCCCCCCCCUUCCCCUCCCCUCCUCCCUCUUUCCCCUCCCCAGGAGAAAAAGACCCCAAAGCAGAAAAAAGUUCACCUUGGACUCGUCUUUUUCUUGCAGUAUUUUUCUGGGGGGGGGCAAAACUUUUUGGGUUUUUUUUUUUUUUUGGCUUUUCUUUCUCCUUCAUUUUUCUUCCAAAAUUGCUGCUGGUGGGUGAAAAAAAUGCCGCAGCUGAACGGCGGUGGAGGAGAUGACCUAGGCGCCAACGACGAACUGAUUUCCUUCAAAGACGAGGGCGAGCAAGAGGAGAAGAGCUCCGAAAACUCCUCGGCAGAGAGGGAUUUAGCUGAUGUCAAAUCGUCUCUAGUCAAUGAAUCAGAAACGAAUCAAAACAGCUCCUCCGAUUCCGAGGCGGAAAGACGGCCUCCGCCUCGCUCCGAAAGUUUCCGAGAUAAAUCCCGGGAAAGUUUGGAAGAAGCGGCCAAGAGGCAAGAUGGAGGGCUCUUUAAGGGGCCACCGUAUCCCGGCUACCCUUUCAUCAUGAUCCCCGACCUGACGAGCCCCUACCUCCCCAACGGAUCGCUCUCGCCCACCGCCCGAACCUAUCUUCAGAUGAAAUGGCCACUGCUUGAUGUCCAGGCGGGGACCCUGCAGAGCAGACAAGCCCUCAAGGAUGCCCGUUCUCCGUCGCCGGCGCACAUCGUUCAGUGCCCCCUCCCUUGCUGCACUCAGGGACAUGACUGUCAGCACUUCUACCCCCCCUCAGACUUCACUGUCAGCACUCAAGUCUUCAGGGACAUGAAAAGGAGCCAUUCCUUACAAAAGGUUGGGGAGCCCUGGUGUUUGGAGUCGAACAAAGUACCGGUUGUGCAGCACCCUCACCAUGUCCACCCUCUCACGCCUCUUAUCACAUACAGCAAUGAACACUUCACGCCGGGAAACCCGCCUCCACACUUACCAGCUGACGUAGACCCCAAAACAGGAAUCCCACGGCCUCCGCACCCUCCAGAUAUAUCUCCGUAUUACCCGCUAUCGCCCGGCGCUGUAGGACAAAUCCCCCAUCCGCUAGGAUGGUUAGUACCACAGCAAGGUCAGCCAGUGUACCCCAUCACGACAGGAGGAUUCCGUCACCCCUACCCCACAGCUCUGACUGUCAACGCUUCCAUGUCCAGCUUUCUGUCUUCUAGGUUCCCUCCCCAUAUGGUCCCACCACAUCAUACUCUACACACGACCGGCAUUCCCCACCCGGCCAUAGUCACGCCGACAGUCAAACAGGAAUCUUCCCAGAGUGACGUCGGCUCACUCCACAGCGCAAAGCAUCAGGACUCCAAAAAGGAAGAAGAAAAGAAGAAGCCCCACAUAAAGAAACCUCUUAACGCGUUCAUGUUGUAUAUGAAGGAAAUGAGAGCGAAGGUUGUAGCCGAGUGCACGUUGAAAGAAAGUGCGGCCAUCAACCAGAUCCUGGGCCGAAGGUGGCACGCACUGUCCAGAGAAGAGCAAGCGAAAUACUACGAGCUGGCCCGGAAGGAGCGACAGCUUCACAUGCAGCUGUACCCCGGCUGGUCCGCACGGGAUAACUAUGGGAAGAAGAAGAAGAGGAAAAGGGACAAGCAGCCCGGGGAGACCAAUGAACACAGCGAAUGUUUCCUAAAUCCUUGCCUUUCACUUCCUCCGAUUACAGACCUGAGCGCUCCUAAGAAAUGCCGAGCGCGCUUUGGCCUUGAUCAACAGAAUAACUGGUGCGGCCCUUGCAGGAGAAAAAAAAAGUGCGUUCGCUACAUACAAGGUGAAGGCAGCUGCCUCAGUCCACCCUCUUCAGAUGGAAGCUUACUAGACUCGCCUCCUUCCUCCCCCAACCUGCUAGGCUCCCCUCCCCAAGACGCCAAGUCACAGACUGAGCAGACCCAGCCUCUCUCGCUGUCCCUGAAGCCCGAUCCCCUGGCCCACCUGCCCAUGAUGCCUCCGCCGCCCGCCCUUCUGCUUGCCGAGGCCGCCCACGGCAAGGCCCCCGCCCUCUGUGCCAACGGGGCCCUGGACCUGCCUCCCGCCAUCCCUCCCUCAUCCCUGGCGCAGCCGUCGACAUCUUCCUUACAUUCCCACGGCUCUCUGGCCGGGACGCAGCCGCAGCCGCUCUCCCUCGUCACCAAGUCUUUAGAAUAGCUUUACCUUCCUCAGCUCCGGUUGCUCUUUUGUGGAGUGUUGCGUUCUGCUUUUCUUUAUUUCCCGCGCCCCCUUCUGCCAGGUUUUUGUUUUGUCCUCUUUUCCGUUUGUGCCACGUGGCUACAUUAGUUAAUGUUUAUCGAGUUCAUUGGUCAAUAUUUGACCCAUUCUUAUUUCAAUUUCUCCUUUUAAAUAUGUAGAUGAGAGAAGAACCUCAUGAUUCUACCAAAAUUUUUAUCAACAGCUGUUUAAAGUCUUUGUAGCGUUUAAAAAAUAUAUAUAUAUACAUAACUGUUAUGUAGUUCGGAUAGCUUAGUUUUAAAAGACUGAUUAAAAAACAAAAAGGAAAAAAAAGAAGCAAUUUUGAAGCAGCCCUCCAAAAGGAGUUGGUUCUGUAUUAUUUGUAUUAAAUACGAGCUUGCGAACCAAUCAUUUUCCAUCUGGUUUUUAAACCAUAAGGGCACAAUGAAUGCAGUGCCAUUUACCUUUUUUUUUUUCCUGUGUGAAACAACUUUUAUUGUGAUGUUACUUGUUAUUGUUUAAAUGUACAGAAACAAAGGGUUAAAAUGUGUUAAUAUACCUUGUUCCAUGGUGUUGUUCUUUUGGGGGGAGGGGGAUGCUAUUCAACAAUUAAUGGAAUCACAACGCUGUUGGACCAGUAGUAUUUAUUGCUUUAGAGGUUGCUUGUCAAACCUGUACGUUGUCCCUUUUAAAAUAUGUUUUCCUUUUUCUUGAAACUGUAUAAAGUUUUUUUCCCCUUAGCAUAAGCAUCUUAUAUAUAACAACUCAUUUGUACAAGGUUUUUAAGUUUAUAUAUAAAAUGUGUAUAUAUAUAUUUUUUGUUUCCCUUUUGGACUUUUUUUUUUUUUUUUUUUGCCGUAUGAAACCCAGAUGCCGCCAAAUGGACAUUAAUAGUUGCAUUAAAGGAUCAGUAGCAUUAACAAAAGUUGCUUUAAAAGCCAUUAUGUAAAACAAGACUUGAAAAUUAGUGAGGGAAUUUUAGCGACGCUGUACGAGCAACAGUGGAAAUUGUCCCGUUUCCCCUGUGAACUCGCAGGCGAGCGCCCUGCACCCUGAGGACAUGGACUGACCGUGUGCAAAACUUUAUGUGCCAAAAUUCUCAGUGACUUUAGCUUUCUCUCUCUUUUUGAUGCUGUAAUUUUUGUUCAUCAUGUUUUGCUGUGAUGUUACAUAGGUAGAUUUGUAUGUAGUUUUAAUGUCACCUAUAACAAGAUGUGUUUGGUAGCAGAUUGUCCAGAAAGCAUUUUAAAUGAAGAGGUAUAAACCCUUAAGGGCCAAAAAUUCUGUAUAUUAGAUUACUCUUAAAGGAAAAACCAGCUGCCGCUUUUAUGUACACGUAUGACAUACAAGUAGGUAGCAAACUUUAAAAAUAAAAAAAACCUAGGCAUGUUGAUGUUACAAAAUGCUGUAUAAAGCUGAAACCUGUUCAUUCAGUGCCAUUGUAGUUGACAUGAAGCGAUUGUAAAACUGUCUCCGAUUUUUCUCUGGUUUAUUAAAAUGCUAACUAUAACAUUUUUUGUGAAUACUUUGAAUGUUUCCUAACAGUUGUGAUGUUACUGUUCCGUUUUAUGCUCUUAUUCCAAUUUCAUUUUUAAUGGUUUGGAAGCCAUUUUUGUAAUGAAUAAAUGUUCAUGCUGUACAGUAUCUGUAGCAUGCCGUUCUGGAUUAAUAAAAGCAACUUAGUGCAGAUAAA